CACUUCCCCAGCACCGCUCCGCCCCCGGAGGGAGAGAGAGCGCGCCGCCGAGGAGCCGAGGAGGCCCGCCGAGACCCGCCAGCCCGGGCGCGAGAGAAGUUGAGAGCAGCGCAGCGCAGAGUUGCGAGCCCCGUCGUCGCGCCCCGACAGCGCCCCAAGAGCGCCCAGCCCAGCCAAGCCAGCCCGCGCCCCAGCCCCAGCAUGAUGAACAACAGCGGCUACUCGGAGCCCGCGGGCCUCGGCCUGGGCGACGAGGCGGACGACAUGCCGUCCACGGAGAAGGACCUGGCGGAGGACGCGCCGUGGAAGAAGAUCCAGCAGAACACGUUCACGCGCUGGUGCAACGAGCACCUCAAGUGCGUGGGCAAGCGCCUGACCGACCUGCAGCGAGACCUCAGCGACGGGCUGCGCCUCAUCGCGCUGCUCGAGGUGCUCAGCCAGAAGCGCAUGUAUCGCAAGUUCCACCCGCGUCCCAACUUCCGCCAGAUGAAGCUGGAGAACGUGUCCGUGGCCCUCGAGUUCCUCGAGCGCGAGCACAUCAAGCUUGUGUCCAUCGACAGCAAGGCCAUCGUGGAUGGGAACCUGAAGCUGAUCCUGGGGCUGAUCUGGACGUUGAUCCUGCACUACUCCAUCUCCAUGCCCAUGUGGGAAGAUGAGGAUGAUGAAGAUGCCCGCAAACAGACGCCCAAGCAGCGUCUGCUUGGCUGGAUCCAGAACAAGGUGCCCCAGCUGCCCAUCACUAACUUCAACCGCGACUGGCAGGAUGGCAAAGCUCUGGGUGCCCUGGUGGACAACUGUGCCCCUGGCCUCUGCCCUGACUGGGAGGCCUGGGAUCCCAACCAGCCUGUGGAGAACGCCCGGGAGGCCAUGCAGCAGGCGGACGACUGGCUCGGGGUGCCCCAGGUGAUUGCCCCCGAGGAGAUUGUGGACCCCAAUGUAGAUGAGCAUUCUGUCAUGACCUACCUGUCCCAGUUCCCCAAGGCCAAGCUCAAACCUGGUGCCCCUGUUCGCUCCAAGCAGCUGAACCCCAAGAAGGCCAUUGCCUAUGGGCCUGGCAUUGAGCCCCAGGGCAACACCGUGCUGCAGCCUGCCCACUUCACCGUGCAGACCGUGGAUGCCGGUGUGGGCGAGGUGCUGGUCUACAUUGAGGAUCCUGAGGGCCACACCGAGGAGGCCAAGGUGGUUCCCAACAAUGACAAGGACCGCACCUAUGCUGUCUCCUACGUGCCUAAGGUUGCUGGGUUGCACAAGGUGACUGUGCUCUUUGCUGGCCAGAACAUCGAACGCAGCCCCUUUGAGGUGAAUGUGGGCAUGGCCCUUGGGGAUGCCAACAAGGUGUCAGCCCGUGGCCCUGGCCUGGAGCCUGUGGGCAAUGUGGCCAACAAACCUACCUACUUUGACAUCUACACUGCAGGGGCCGGCACUGGUGAUGUUGCCGUGGUGAUCGUGGACCCGCAGGGCCGGCGGGACACAGUGGAGGUGGCCCUGGAGGACAAGGGCGACAGCACGUUCCGCUGCACAUACAGGCCUGUGAUGGAGGGGCCCCACACAGUGCAUGUGGCCUUCGCUGGUGCCCCCAUCACCCGCAGUCCUUUCCCCGUCCAUGUGGCAGAAGAGCCCUUGCCACCGCUCGCCCCUUCCGUGCCCAUCGUCCACCAGGCCAAGAGAGUGGUGCCACCCUGUAACCCCAAUGCCUGCCGCGCCUCUGGGCGGGGCCUGCAGCCCAAGGGUGUGCGGGUGAAAGAGGUGGCUGACUUCAAGGUGUUCACCAAGGGCGCUGGCAGCGGAGAGCUCAAGGUCACAGUCAAGGGGCCAAAGGGCACAGAGGAGCUGGUGAAGGUGCGAGAGGCUGGGGACGGUGUGUUCGAGUGUGAGUACUACCCUGUGGUGCCUGGGAAGUAUGUGGUGACCAUCACGUGGGGCGGCUAUGCCAUCCCCCGCAGUCCCUUUGAGGUACAGGUGAGCCCAGAGGCAGGAGCGCAGAAGGUACGGGCCUGGGGGCCUGGUUUGGAAACUGGCCAGGUGGGCAAGUCAGCUGACUUUGUGGUGGAGGCCAUUGGCACGGAGGUGGGGACACUGGGCUUCUCCAUUGAGGGGCCUUCACAGGCCAAGAUCGAGUGUGAUGACAAGGGGGAUGGCUCCUGCGAUGUACGGUACUGGCCCACUGAGCCCGGGGAGUACGCCGUGCAUGUCAUCUGCGAUGAUGAGGACAUCCGAGACUCGCCCUUCAUUGCCCACAUCCAGCCAGCCCCACCUGACUGCUUCCCGGACAAGGUGAAGGCCUUUGGGCCUGGCCUGGAGCCCACUGGCUGCAUCGUGGACAAGCCUGCGGAGUUCACCAUUGAUGCCUCUGCAGCUGGCAAGGGAGACCUGAAGCUCUAUGCCCAGGACGCCGACGGCUGCCCUAUCGACAUCAACGUCUUCACCACUGGCAACGGCAUCUUCCGCUGCUCCUACGUGCCCACCAAGCCCAUUAAACACACCAUCAUCAUCUCUUGGGGAGGUGUCAACGUGCCCAAGAGCCCCUUCCGGGUAAACGUGGGAGAGGGCAGUCACCCUGAGAAAGUGAAGGUGUACGGCCCUGGCGUGGAGAAGACGGGCCUCAAGGCCAACGAGCCCACCUAUUUCACCGUGGACUGCAGCGAGGCGGGGCAAGGCGAUGUGAGCAUUGGCAUCAAGUGCGCCCCCGGCGUGGUGGGCCCCGCAGAGGCUGACAUUGACUUUGACAUCAUCAAGAAUGACAAUGACACCUUCACAGUCAAGUACACACCCCCAGGGGCCGGCCGCUACACCAUCAUGGUGCUGUUUGCCAACCAGGAGAUCCCUGCCAGCCCCUUCCACAUCAAGGUGGACCCAUCCCAUGAUGCCAGCAAGGUCAAGGCUGAGGGCCCUGGGCUGAACCGCACAGGUGUAGAAGUUGGGAAGCCCACUCACUUCACGGUGCUGACCAAGGGAGCUGGCAAGGCUAAGCUGGACGUGCACUUUGCCGGGGCCGGCAAGGGUGAGGCUGUGCGGGACUUUGAGAUCAUCGACAACCACGACUACUCCUAUACCGUCAAGUACACCGCCGUCCAGCAGGGCAACAUGGCAGUGACAGUGACCUAUGGUGGGGACCCCGUCCCCAAGAGUCCCUUUGUGGUGAAUGUGGCACCUCCGCUGGACCUCAGCAAAGUCAAAGUUCAAGGCCUCAACAGUAAGGUGGCUGUGGGGCAAGAACAGGCAUUCUCUGUGAACACACGAGGGGCUGGUGGUCAGGGCCAGCUGGAUGUGCGGAUGACCUCACCCUCCCGACGACCGAUCCCCUGCAAGCUGGAGCCUGGGGGCGGAGCUGAAGCCCAGGCUGUGCGCUACAUGCCUCCUGAGGAGGGUCCCUACAAGGUGGACAUUACCUACGACGGCCACCCGGUACCUGGCAGCCCCUUCACUGUGGAGGGUGUCCUGCCCCCCGACCCCUCCAAGGUUUGUGCUUAUGGCCCUGGUCUCAAGGGUGGGCUGGUAGGCAGCCCAGCGCCGUUCUCCAUCGACACCAAGGGGGCUGGCACCGGUGGCCUGGGGCUGACUGUGGAGGGCCCCUGUGAGGCCAAGAUCGAGUGCCAGGACAAUGGUGAUGGCUCAUGUGCGGUCAGCUACCUGCCCACGGAGCCGGGCGAGUACACCAUCAACAUCCUGUUCGCCGAAGCCCACAUCCCCGGCUCACCCUUCAAGGCUACCAUCCGGCCCGUGUUCGACCCGAGCAAGGUGCGGGCCAGUGGGCCAGGCCUGGAGCGUGGCAAGGCUGGUGAGGCAGCCACCUUCACUGUGGACUGCUCGGAGGCGGGCGAGGCUGAGCUGACCAUCGAGAUCCUGUCAGACGCUGGCGUCAAGGCCGAGGUGCUGAUCCACAACAAUGCUGACGGCACCUACCACAUCACCUACAGCCCCGCCUUCCCCGGCACCUACACUAUUACCAUCAAGUACGGUGGGCACCCCGUACCCAAAUUCCCCACCCGCGUCCAUGUGCAGCCCGCUAUCGACACCAGUGGAGUCAAGGUCUCGGGGCCUGGUGUGGAGCCGCACGGUGUCCUGCGUGAGGUGACCACUGAGUUCACUGUGGAUGCAAGAUCCCUAACAGCCACAGGUGGGAACCAUGUGACGGCUCGUGUGCUCAACCCCUCGGGUGCUAAGACGGACACCUACGUGACGGACAACGGGGAUGGCACCUACCGAGUGCAAUACACAGCCUAUGAAGAGGGCGUACAUUUGGUGGAGGUGCUGUAUGAUGACGUAGCUGUGCCCAAGAGUCCCUUCCGAGUGGGUGUGACCGAGGGCUGUGACCCCACGCGUGUUCGGGCCUAUGGACCAGGCCUGGAGGGUGGCUUGGUCAACAAGGCCAACCGCUUCACUGUGGAGACCAGGGGAGCAGGCACUGGGGGCCUAGGCCUAGCCAUCGAGGGCCCCUCGGAAGCCAAGAUGUCCUGCAAAGACAACAAGGAUGGCAGCUGCACCGUAGAGUACAUCCCCUUCACCCCUGGAGACUAUGACGUCAAUAUCACCUUUGGGGGGCGGCCCAUCCCAGGGAGCCCGUUCCGGGUGCCAGUGAAGGAUGUGGUGGACCCCGGGAAAGUGAAAUGCUCAGGACCAGGGCUGGGGGCCGGUGUCAGGGCCCGGGUACCCCAGACCUUCACGGUGGACUGCAGCCAGGCUGGCCGGGCCCCCCUGCAGGUGGCUGUGCUGGGCCCCACAGGUGUGGCUGAGCCUGUGGAGAUACGUGACAAUGGAGAUGGCACCCAUGCUGUCCACUACACCCCGGCCACUGAUGGUCCAUACACGGUAGCCGUCAAGUAUGCCGACCAGGAAGUGCCACGCAGCCCCUUCAAGAUCAAGGUGCUUCCAGCCCAUGAUGCCAGCAAGGUGCGGGCCAGUGGCCCUGGCCUCAACGCCGCUGGCAUCCCUGCCAGUCUGCCUGUGGAGUUCACCAUCGAUGCCCGGGAUGCUGGUGAGGGCUUGCUUACCGUCCAGAUCCUGGACCCCGAGGGUAAGCCCAAGAAGGCCAACAUCCGAGACAAUGGGGAUGGCACAUACACCGUGUCCUACCUGCCAGACAUGAGUGGCCGGUACACCAUCACCAUCAAGUACGGCGGUGACGAGAUCCCCUACUCACCCUUCCGCAUCCAUGCCCUGCCCACUGGGGACGCCAGCAAGUGCCUCGUCACAGUGUCCAUUGGAGGCCAUGGCCUGGGUGCCUGCCUAGGCCCCCGCAUCCAGAUCGGGGAGGAGACGGUGAUCACAGUGGACGCCAAGGCAGCAGGCAAGGGGAAGGUAACAUGCACAGUGUCCACGCCGGAUGGGGCAGAGCUCGACGUGGACGUGGUUGAGAACCAUGACGGUACCUUUGACAUCUACUACACAGCGCCCGAGCCGGGCAAGUACGUCAUCACCAUCCGCUUUGGAGGCGAGCACAUCCCCAACAGUCCCUUCCAUGUGCUGGCGUGUGACCCCAUGCCCCACGUGGAGGAGCCCUCUGACGUGUUGCAGCUGCACCGGCCCAGCGCCUACCCCACACACUGGGCCACAGAGGAGCCAGUGGUGCCUGUGGAGCCAAUGGAGUCUAUGUUGAGGCCCUUCAACCUGGUCAUCCCCUUCACCGUGCAGAAAGGGGAGCUCACAGGGGAGGUACGGAUGCCCUCUGGGAAAACUGCCCGGCCCAAUAUCACCGACAACAAGGAUGGCACCAUCACAGUGAGGUACGCGCCCACUGAGAAAGGCCUGCACCAGAUGGGGAUCAAGUAUGAUGGCAACCACAUCCCUGGGAGCCCCCUGCAGUUCUAUGUGGAUGCCAUCAACAGCCGCCAUGUCAGUGCCUACGGGCCAGGCCUGAGCCAUGGCAUGGUCAACAAGCCGGCCACCUUCACCAUUGUCACCAAGGAUGCUGGGGAAGGGGGUCUGUCACUGGCCGUGGAGGGCCCGUCCAAAGCAGAGAUCACCUGCAAGGACAACAAGGAUGGCACCUGCACGGUGUCCUACCUACCCACAGCGCCUGGAGACUACAGCAUCAUCGUGCGCUUUGAUGACAAGCACAUCCCGGGGAGCCCCUUCACAGCCAAGAUCACAGGCGAUGACUCGAUGAGGACGUCACAGCUAAACGUGGGCACCUCCACGGAUGUGUCACUGAAGAUCACCGAGAGUGACCUGAGCCUGCUGACCGCCAGCAUCCGUGCCCCCUCGGGCAACGAGGAGCCCUGCCUGCUGAAGCGCCUGCCCAACCGGCACAUUGGCAUCUCCUUCACCCCCAAGGAAGUUGGGGAGCAUGUGGUGAGCGUGCGCAAGAGUGGGAAGCACGUCACCAAUAGCCCCUUCAAGAUCCUGGUGGGGCCUUCUGAGAUCGGGGACGCUAGCAAGGUGCGGGUCUGGGGCAAGGGCCUGUCCGAGGGACAAACCUUCCAGGUGGCGGAGUUCAUCGUGGACACUCGUAAUGCAGGUUAUGGGGGCCUGGGGCUGAGUAUUGAAGGCCCUAGCAAGGUGGACAUCAACUGUGAGGACAUGGAGGAUGGCACAUGCAAAGUCACCUACUGCCCCACUGAACCCGGCACCUACAUCAUCAACAUCAAGUUUGCUGACAAGCAUGUGCCAGGAAGCCCCUUCACUGUGAAGGUUACCGGUGAGGGCCGCAUGAAGGAAAGCAUCACCCGGCGCAGGCAGGCACCUUCCAUCGCCACCAUUGGCAGCACCUGUGACCUCAACCUCAAGAUCCCAGGGAACUGGUUCCAGAUGGUGUCUGCCCAGGAGCGCCUGACACGCACCUUCACGCGCAGCAGCCACACGUACACCCGCACAGAGCGCACGGAGAUCAGCAAGACCCGGGGCGGAGAGACCAAGCGUGAGGUGCGGGUGGAGGAGUCCACCCAGGUUGGCGGAGACCCCUUCCCCGCGGUCUUCGGGGACUUCCUGGGCCGCGAACGCCUGGGCUCCUUUGGCAGCAUCACUCGGCAGCAGGAGGGUGAGGCCAGCUCUCAAGACAUGACCGCACAGGUGACCAGCCCAUCGGGCAAGACAGAAGCCGCAGAGAUCGUCGAGGGGGAGGACAGUGCAUACAGCGUGCGCUUUGUGCCCCAGGAGAUGGGGCCCCAUACUGUCACUGUCAAGUACCGUGGCCAGCACGUGCCCGGCAGCCCCUUUCAGUUCACUGUGGGGCCACUGGGUGAAGGUGGUGCCCACAAGGUGCGGGCUGGAGGCACAGGGCUGGAGCGAGGUGUGGCUGGCGUGCCAGCUGAGUUCAGCAUCUGGACCCGAGAAGCAGGUGCCGGGGGCCUGUCGAUUGCUGUGGAGGGUCCCAGCAAGGCAGAGAUUGCAUUUGAGGACCGCAAAGACGGCUCCUGUGGGGUCUCCUAUGUUGUCCAGGAACCAGGUGACUAUGAGGUCUCCAUCAAGUUCAAUGAUGAGCACAUCCCAGACAGCCCCUUUGUGGUGCCUGUGGCCUCCCUCUCAGACGAUGCUCGCCGCCUCACUGUCACCAGCCUCCAGGAGACGGGGCUCAAGGUGAACCAGCCAGCGUCCUUUGCGGUGCAGCUGAAUGGUGCGCGGGGCGUGAUCGAUGCUAGGGUGCACACGCCCUCGGGUGCGGUGGAGGAGUGCUACGUCUCCGAGCUGGACAGUGACAAGCACACCAUCCGCUUCAUCCCCCACGAGAAUGGCGUCCACUCCAUCGAUGUCAAGUUCAACGGUGCCCACAUCCCUGGCAGUCCCUUCAAGAUCCGUGUUGGGGAGCAGAGCCAAGCUGGGGACCCAGGCUUGGUGUCAGCCUAUGGUCCCGGGCUGGAGGGAGGCACUACAGGUGUAUCAUCAGAGUUCAUUGUCAACACCCUGAACGCGGGCUCAGGGGCCUUGUCUGUCACCAUCGAUGGCCCCUCCAAGGUGCAGCUGGACUGUCGGGAAUGUCCUGAGGGCCACGUGGUCACUUACACUCCCAUGGCCCCUGGCAACUACCUCAUCGCCAUCAAGUAUGGUGGCCCGCAGCACAUCGUGGGCAGCCCCUUCAAGGCCAAAGUCACAGGUCCCCGGCUAUCGGGAGGCCACAGCCUUCACGAAACAUCCACGGUUCUGGUGGAGACUGUGACCAAGUCAUCCUCAAGCCGGGGCUCCAGCUACAGCUCCAUCCCCAAGUUCUCCUCGGAUGCCAGCAAGGUGGUGACGCGGGGCCCCGGGCUGUCCCAGGCCUUUGUGGGCCAGAAGAACUCCUUCACCGUGGACUGCAGCAAAGCAGGCACCAACAUGAUGAUGGUGGGUGUGCACGGGCCCAAGACCCCCUGUGAGGAGGUGUAUGUGAAGCACAUGGGGAACCGGGUGUACAACGUCACCUACACCGUCAAGGAGAAAGGAGACUACAUCCUCAUCGUCAAGUGGGGCGACGAAAGUGUCCCCGGAAGCCCCUUCAAAGUCAAUGUGCCCUGAAUCCCAGAAGUGCCUCCCCCAGCCUUGAUCCCCACCUCUGGCCAAACACACUCACACACACACACAAAUGUGCCACACCCAGAUGCACACUUGCAGAAUCAGUUACCACAAACACCUGCCUUGGGGUGUGAAAUGAAGGCACAGCCUCCCCACCCUGCUGUGCCCCCCGGGGGCGGAGGGCCUUGUCUGUCUCAGGGCAGUGUGCCUCCCCUCAAAUGUGAUGUGAGGGUGGCCGGGGGGUUAGGGGGGCCAGGGAAGCCCUGAGUUUUCUGAUGGGCUGAGGCCAGUGGGGGAGCACAUGUGUGGGGGCGUCUGUGUGUGUGAGAGAGGUUACCCUCAAACCGCACCGCCGGCCAUACUCCUUGCCGCUGAGGACUGUGUCUGGCCCCUCUGUGGCCACAACCCCAGAGUGUUAAAGACUUGGAAAAGCAAGCACAAUCAGAGAAGAAAACAGACCCAGAACCAGUGGCAGCAUCGGCACGUGGCCCAGCCGGGGGUGAUUUAUCCUCCGCCCCAGCUAGGCUCCUGGGGGACUGACUUCUCUUUUUUUAUGGUUGCACAGCUCUGCCCCACUGGGGGCCUUUUUUACACACUGCGAGGCCCAGCUUUCUGGGGGGACUUUUGCACAUGUCAUGCGACUCAGCUGGGAGCCACUUAGGUGGAAAACUCCAAAUAAAGUGCGGCCUGUCGCAGAG
Molecule: messenger RNA, 9122 nt
Organism: Equus caballus (horse)
Lineage: Eukaryota; Metazoa; Chordata; Mammalia; Perissodactyla; Equidae
Gene: FLNC
Product: filamin C
Biological process (GO): actin cytoskeleton organization
Molecular function (GO): actin filament binding
Source: RefSeq, a predicted model, not a curated record